Messenger RNA from Peromyscus leucopus (white-footed mouse), 729 nucleotides. It is a transcript of the gene Spc24, whose product is annotated as SPC24 component of NDC80 kinetochore complex. The record is from RefSeq and is a predicted model, not a curated record. The transcript has 5 exons. NCBI's taxonomy places the organism in Eukaryota, Metazoa, Chordata, Mammalia, Rodentia, Cricetidae. The coding region runs from base 50 to 643 and encodes 197 amino acids.
GGCCACGGAGAGACGAAUUUGCGCGGGUUCGGGCCCGGCGCGGGCAGUCAUGGCGGCCUUCCGUGACAUGGAGGAGGUGAGCUACUGGCUGCUGAGCCUUCUGGGGGCCAACCGCGCCGAGGCGCAGCAGCGGCGGCUGCUCGGGCGCUACGAGCAGAUGGUGGAGCGGCUGCUGGAGACGCAGGACGGCGCCGACCAGCGGCUUCGGGAGACCCUGGCUGUGGAGGAGGAAGUGGCCCAAAGCCUUCUCGAACUGAAGGAAUGCACACGCCUGGGAGGCACCGAGCUCCAGCAGCUGGAAGCGGAGCUGCAGAAGGCCAGCAAGGAGGACGCCUGUCUGCAGGCCAGGCUCUGUCAGCUCACCACAGAGCUCCGGGAGCUCCAGGAGAUGGAGGCGGACCUCCAGCAGCAGGAGAGAGAAGUGGAUGAGGACACCACCAUCACCAUCCCUUCAGCAGUGUAUGUGGCUCAGCUCUACCACCGAAUUAGUAAAAUAGAAUGGGAUUACGAAUGUGAGCCAGGCACGAUCAAAGGCAUCCACCACGGCCCCACGGUGGCCCUGCCUAUCCACCUGAACAGCGCGCAGCUCUCACAGAAGUUUGUCAGCGACUACCUCUGGAGCCUGGUGGACACGGAGUGGUAGCCAGAGCCUUGACCUCAUGCUUGCACAGAAUUGGGGUUGACGGGGCCCGAGGGGGAUCACUCUAAAUAUAAAAAUCUAUAUGUAAA